AUGCCGAAGACGAACCACCCCCGAAUAGCUCCAACAGAAUGGCAAAAUCGCAAGGAGACGAUCCAGAAGCUAUAUCUAUCCGAAGACAAGAGCUUGAUGGGAGAAGGUGGCGUGAUCGAAACUAUGAAAGGGAAGGGUUUCUUCGCAAGUAAACCACAAUACGAAGCACAGUUCAUGCGAUGGGGCUUUAAGAAGAAAUUGACUCGCGAAAACUGGCAUACCAUUGGGCACAUCAUCAAGAACCGGGACAAACUUGGGCGUGUUAGCCACGUAUACGCAUAUGGGACGAGGCUUUCUAGCGACAAAGUGAAGAAAGAGACGUCCCGG
This is a messenger RNA of Bipolaris maydis ATCC 48331, 327 nucleotides long. RefSeq lists its product as uncharacterized. The record is from RefSeq and is a predicted model, not a curated record. Gene Ontology annotation, molecular function: protein binding. Lineage: Eukaryota; Fungi; Ascomycota; Dothideomycetes; Pleosporales; Pleosporaceae.